ACUACUUGACAAGCCUGGGUAUUGCAAUGGGUCCCUCUGUUCUCCAAUGUACGUCACUUCCGGUGAAAAAGCCACGAAAAAAAGCCAACUUUGAGGCCAAAAUGAACGAAUGCGUCAUCGAAGAAAGAAUGCGUCAACAGCGCGCCAUAAUUAAGCGCUCGACCGCAUCUGAAGCUUUACCUCCAAAGGUCGCAGAGAGUGUAACAAACGAAAACUGCUCACCGAGAAACAUUCUGCGAAAUGGUGCAACAUUGCUAAAGAAGCAAGAGAUCUUAGGUCUCGCCUACAGAAACAAACAUAUUACGCAGCACGGUUUUUACCCUGGGUGACACAUUGGACGAGACGAGGCAGCUCGUCGUGAAGAGAAGCGUGGCGUCAUAGAAUUUCACGUCGUUGGGAACUGGCUGCGAGGACAGCUCUCUCAAAAGAAUAUUAUGUGGUUGAUUGGCUUAACAAAAAGUAUUUUCAUAUCAACUAACGCAAAUGCCGAAAGAAUAUAUCACGAGAUUGGUUUUGAUCAGUAAGUGAACCAGUAAAUUUUAGCUGCAAACUAUUGGCACGGUCAAAAUGGAUGCGCUGUGCUUUAAAUUGCUGUGCAUCAAAUUGGACGCAGGCACCAAUUUUAGCUGUCCCGUGCUAAUAAAUUGACUACAUCAUUCUAUAAAGAGCUUCUUGCUACUUUAGAUGUUUUGGUUGUUGAAUGUAUGCAAAUAUCAUCGUAGAUAAAUUGUACUGAUAAUUUGCUCACUUUAACUUAAUCUAAUGAUCUGCCAUCUGAGCCACUUUGUUUAGCAACAAAAGAA
This is a messenger RNA of Dendronephthya gigantea, 803 nucleotides long. RefSeq lists its product as uncharacterized. The record is from RefSeq and is a predicted model, not a curated record. Lineage: Eukaryota; Metazoa; Cnidaria; Anthozoa; Malacalcyonacea; Nephtheidae. Bases 27 to 329 code for a protein of 100 amino acids. The transcript is spliced from 3 exons.